Molecule: messenger RNA, 750 nt
Organism: Paraglomus brasilianum
Lineage: Eukaryota; Fungi; Glomeromycota; Glomeromycetes; Paraglomerales; Paraglomeraceae
Source: the annotation of a GenBank genome assembly
AUGCUAAAAAGAAGUGAGUAUCCUGGUGCAGAAAUACAUAAUAACAUUUACACUACUAAAUUACCGCCACUAAACCAAAAUUAUAAAAAUGUAUCAAAAAGAAAAGUAAAAAUAUCUGAUAAUUUUGAUCCUGACGACUACAUUAAAAAAUAUGACAUUGUCAAAAGAAAAAUUAAAGAGUUAGGAGGCGUUGCUCAUCAUUAUGCCAUUUAUCUAGGUAAUGGAGAAGUAGUUCAUAUUUCUCGCUCUGAAAAAGAAAAAAGUAAAGGAGAAUUUGGUGCCCGAAAAGGUACAUGGAAAGAAUUUAUCAAAAAUGAAAAAGAAAUAGAGAUUAAUCAUCCUUUUAUUCCUUUCAAAAAACCAGAUUUAAUUCAAAGGCAUAUUGAAAUAGCACUAAAUGCUAAGUAUGGGAAGGGCAAGUACGAAUUACUGGGAAACAACUGCGAACACUUUGCCACGAUGUGCGUUUAUGGAUUAGGAAUGUCUCGACAGACUAGACGUACAAAAACCUAUGCUGACUAUCUAUUGCAGGCAAUACAGGAAAACAAUCAACUAUUUAAAGAAAUGGAAAGUGAUUUGAUAGAAAAAGGGGUAUUAAAGGCAAAUAAUUAUUCAGAAAUUCAAGCAGAAUCAUCAGGAAGUAAUAGUAAUCAGGAAAAUAUUCAGGCAAAGGAAGAGAUUAUUGAGGUUGAUAAUAAUCAGCAAGAGGAUCAAUGCAUAAAUCAAAUGGCAAUCCCACCUAAAGAAUAG